This is a messenger RNA of Leguminivora glycinivorella, 3349 nucleotides long. It is a transcript of the gene Bcat, whose product is annotated as branched-chain-amino-acid aminotransferase, cytosolic. The coding region runs from base 140 to 1423 and encodes 427 amino acids. The transcript is spliced from 8 exons. Gene Ontology annotation, molecular function: branched-chain-amino-acid:2-oxoglutarate transaminase activity. Lineage: Eukaryota; Metazoa; Arthropoda; Insecta; Lepidoptera; Tortricidae. Gene Ontology annotation, biological process: L-leucine biosynthetic process; L-valine biosynthetic process. Gene Ontology annotation, cellular component: mitochondrion. The record is from RefSeq and is a predicted model, not a curated record.
GCAAGUAAUCGACAGACUGAUUGAGCAGUGUUUAAUUAUUUAUUAAAGUAUUUUGAAGCGAAAACAACUGCAGUAUUUUAAUUUUAGUUUUCUUGUGGUGUUACAGUGUUUUGUUAUUAUUUAUAAAUAAUUUUCAAGAAUGCCUAUUCGUCGUAGUCAGUUGUUGGUGAAAUGGAUUUUCGAGAACCAGCACAAGCUGCGCACGGUGCGGCGCUGCAGCUCCUCGCUGCGAUACAAGGAGCUGGAGGAGGCGUCCGCGCCGCAGCCCGAGUACGCGCCGCCCGUCUACGACGAGCCCUGCCCUCACGGCGAACCUGAACAAUAUUUUAAGUAUGAAGAUUUACGCGUGAAAUUAGCAGCGCCGUACCAGCUGCAGCCUAAACCAGACGCAAAAGACCUGGGCUUUGGGAAAUACUUCACCGAUCACAUGCUCAAAAUCAACUACCAAGUGCAACUGGGCGGUUGGCAAAAGCCAGAAAUCAUCCCCUUCGAGAAUCUAAGCAUCCACCCAGCCGCGAAGGCUCUUCAUUACGCAAUACAAUUGUUCGAAGGAAUGAAGGCGUACCGUGGCGCAGACGACAAAAUCCGAUUGUUCCGGCCCGAUCUUAACAUGAAGAGGAUGAAUCUGGCAGCGCACCGCUCCGGCCUGCCGAUAUUCAACGGAGAGGAACUCAUCAAAUGCAUGAAAAGACUCAUACAAAUUGAUCAAGAGUGGGUGCCACAUUCUGAAACAUCCACUCUAUAUAUUCGACCAACGCUUAUAGCAACUGAGGCGACGUUUGGCGUGAUGGCGCCCGAGUCAGCGCUUCUGUUCGUCGUGCUGAGCCCGGUGAGCGCGUACUACAAGACUAGCAGCGAUGGCGCCGUGUCGAUCUUCGCCGACCCCAACGUGGUGCGCGCCUUCCCUGGCGGCGUCGGCAACAGGAAGGUCGGCUCCAACUACGGGCCCACGAUAGAGGCGACGACGCGAGCGGCGCAGCUGGGGCAUCACCAGGUGCUGUGGCUGUUCGGGCCCGACCACCAGCUCACCGAGGUCGGAGCUAUGAACAUCUUCAUGGUCUACAUUAACGAGAAUGGAGACAAGCAGCUCAGCACGCCGCCGCUGAACGGGCUGAUCCUGCCGGGCAUCACGCGGCGCUCCAUCCUGGAGCUGGCCAGCCAGUGGGAGGACCUGGUCGUCAAGGAGGAGGUCAUCACCAUGGACCGAGUCAUCACCCUCAACGAACAAGGACGGCUAUUAGAGAUGUUCGGCGCGGGCACGGCGGCAGUAAUCAGCCCGGUCAGCCGAAUCGGGUUCCUCGAGAACAACAUCCACAUUCCCACCAUGCAGCAGCCGCAGCCCGUGUUCCAGCGGCUCAAGGACACGCUCCUCGCCAUCCAGUACGGCCACAUAGAGCACCCCUACACGGUCCUCAUCUCAUAGUGACUACUCAGACACUGUUCAACGGAAACAGGGUCAGUGUUUAUGACAGUCGCGGCAGGACCGUCGAGUGAUUUGAACUUUGUGAUAGUUAAAUCGCUUUAUUCCGAGUAUAAUGUUCUGGAACUCGUAUAAACGUGCGCCUGUAGUGUUAUUUUUGAAAUUUGAACUGUUACAGUAACUUUUGUCUCGUUGAAUUGUAGGACAAAUAUAAUUCAUCCCAUUUGACUAGGCAACAUCACGUUAAUAGUGGCAACAAGAAUCGCGCAGGCGUUACUAGUAUAGUGGCGUUUUUUGAGUUUAUAUAAGGGGAUAAAAGUGUACUUUUGAACGAUGUCACUAGUUAUAUACGAGGAUACGUAGCGAAUUAUGUAUUUGUUAAAAACUAACAGAGUAUUACCUCUAUUGGCAGUCAAAACCAUUACCAGUUCAGUUAGUCAUAUAGUAAAAACUGAAAUGUAUUGGUCCAAAAUAUUGUUUAUUUUCACUGAAUAAAUCCUCAGUUCAUAACCGAAAAGUCUUAAAAAUAAACCAAAAGAUUCUAUUGGAUUUAAGAAACACACUUCUCGCGACGCAACCUCGUCCAUCUCUAGUGGAAGACUUGUUGGCACUUUGUCAUGUCCAGUUCAAAGCAUAAUGCUGAUAGACCCGUCUCAACCUUUACGCGGAUAUUCUUGUAAGCUUUACUUACGUAACUAGCGACUACAAAGGUAUACUACAGGCAGGCAUGCAUGGUCGCGUGGUAAACUAUAUAAAUAUAACGUCAGGCCGUCCUUUACGCACUAUUUGUAAGUGCGAUAGGGAUGCAACUGGAUGAGAUGAAUUUCGUCACAUGAUUCAUGUCCUACUAACGAAUGAAAAGCUUACAAGUAUAUCUAAUUAUAGUUAAGUAUUGUAAGCAAGGAUUGAGACGCUCUAAGGAACGCGUCGUGUGAUGCAUUUAAUUUCUGCAAUCUCUAGAUAUUGAUUUUAGAAAACGAUUAGUAUUUUUGUAUAAUAAAUUAACGUGUGAAUUUUGCAGAUAGUAAAUAUUAACGUUAGAUAAGAUAAAUUUAAGGUAUUCUAUUUAGUAUAAAGUAUUUAAUUUUUAAUGAGCGCAUUCAGUGAAUUGUGUUCUCAUUACCCUUAUUGUAGUGAAAUACCUACAUGUGUCGAGACGGUAUGUGUUUCGAGUGCAAGUUUUUGUGUGGACAAUUUUUAACAGAAUAGAAAAGCGUGCGGGUUAAACUCUAUUUUUAUAUUCUGGUUAGUAAAAUAAUAAUUAUACUGUCCAAUCUAAUGACUAUGCAUAGUUAUUUAGUUAUCUAAGUUAUUUAAAUUGUUUAACCUUUUGAACGCGUUAUAUCAUAUACACAAACAUCACGUAAACGUCGAGGCAAUGCUACUUUGUCAGCGACCGCCAUUAUCACCUAUAGUUGUCCUUGGUGUGGUGGGCACGACUUGUGUUCCAAGCGUAGAAAAAGUUAAAUUGUAUAUCUAAUUAAUCUCCUCCUUCUCGUGUCGAUGGUUUCUUUUUCUUUUUUAUAUUAAGCGGAACCAGAAGGUCGCGACGCUUAUUGCCCUGUCUGUCGCGUCCCGUAGAUCCUCCACGGAGCAUGUGUGUGGAUUCGCUGGGCAGCACAUCAUCUAAUUAAUAUAACAUCCAGUAACAUAUCCGUCAAGUUUUACAUUCAAAUGAUAGUAAGAUUGGGCAGACUGGGAUAUAAAAAUAGAGCUUAGAUUUAGCUUCAGUUUUACUUUUAAUUGUAUACAAUACAAAUGUAUUUCUUACAAGUACCAAGAAGUACAUACUUGAAAGCUUUAUGUGCGCUGCGGAAGUCACUCAGACUUUUAAAUGUUUAGCGGCAAACAUUUCUUGUAUUUUCUAGUCUAUUUCACGAGAAUCUGUUCGAGUUGUUAAAUAUUUAUAAAUAUACGUUUUUACAAUUU